AUGUCGUCAAUGGACGCUCCACCCGACGGAGACGUCAACCGCGCCCCAGCGCUGCUCGUCGCGCUGUGGCUAACCACCUCCAUCGCCCUGAUCGUCUUCGCCGCUCGUCUGUACGUGCGGAUUCGCAUCAUCAAGUACCACGGUCUGGACGACUACUGGAUUGUCGCGUCGAUGGUCCUCGCAACAACAGGCAUCGCCCUCGAAACCGUCGCCGUGCAAUACGGCUUCGGCCGUCACGAACACUACCUCUCCGCCGACCAGAUCGUCUCCGCGACAAAAUUCAACAUGGUCGCCAUCCCGCCGAACUUACUCAGCAGCGCCACGGCCAAGAUGUCCGUGUGUUUCUUCCUGCUGCACGUCAACCGGGACCGGCGCACGGGGUUGUUUCUCUACGGGAUGGCGGUUGUCCUCUUCGUCUUUGCCGUCGCUAGCUCGAUCACGCUUCUCGCGCAGUGUCGGCCUGUGGCGGCGCUGUGGGAUCCUGCGGUGCGGGCGGCGAGGGGGCGGUGUUUGGAGCCGAGUAUUAAUGGCGAUGUUGCGCUAGCCCAGGCUGCAUUCUUCUGCUUUGCCGACGUCGUAUUUGCGGUCUUUCCGUUGACCUUCCUCUGGGGUCUGAAAAUAAAUCGCCGGACGAAAUGUGCCUUGGGCUUUGUCCUCAGCCUAGGUCUGAUAGCCGCCGCAUUCGGCAUCGUCCGGUGCGUCGUCCUACAAGAACUCACGACCCGAAAAGACAUCCUCUUCUCAACCGUCGAUCUGGCGAUGUGGUCCUUCCUCGAGCAAAAUGUUACGAUUAUUGCGGCGUGUAUUCCGGUUCUGUACACCGUCUUCCGCGCGGUGCUCGGCGUGGGAAGUAGUCGCAGCAACAACAAAGCGUCCACGGGGCGCGGCGGCAACUCGUACGCGAUCCACGGACAGAGACACAAGUAUGCGGAGGCCUACGGACCCAGCUCGCCCAGGCGCAGCCGCUACCUGGAUAUUGAUUAUAAGAUGCAGUGGACGACUACCGUGACCGGCGGCGUGUGGGCCGUCGAUACCAGCAAGACGGGGUCCGAUGACGGUGAGGGAGGCGAUCGAGGGACCUCCAGCGAGGAUGGAAUCCUCGGGCUGGAAACGACUCAUCGGGGCAUUAUUCGGACGACGGAGGUGGUGGUGUCGGAACAGACGAGUCCAGUAUAG
Messenger RNA from Rasamsonia emersonii CBS 393.64, 1176 nucleotides. Its product is annotated as Integral membrane protein. The transcript is spliced from 4 exons. NCBI's taxonomy places the organism in Eukaryota, Fungi, Ascomycota, Eurotiomycetes, Eurotiales, Trichocomaceae. The record is from RefSeq and is a predicted model, not a curated record. The coding region runs from base 1 to 1176 and encodes 391 amino acids.